UCAUUAAUGAAAGUUCCAGUUCCUGCUCCAUUUAGCUGCACUGUGUGUGUAAAUGUGUGUUGUUCUGGACGCUGUGCGCUGGCAGGUUGGAGACUGCAACGGUGAGCUGCCUAAAGUGAAAAGAAGCGGCCGACAGUGAAAGUGAAAGGAGAGCUUGGUAUCCGUGAACGGCACCCAGCCAGCAGUCAGUCUCCACAAACAGACAACAGAGGGAGAGAGGCCCCGGGUGUAGCUUCGAGACAGCAGCGGCUCUGCAGACACAGCCAUGGCGAACAUCGCGACCCAAAGGAUCCGGCGGGAGUUCAAAGAAGUUGUGAAAAGCGAAGAGACGAGUAAAAACCAGAUCAAAGUAGAAUUAGUGGGUGACAACUUCACAGAGCUGAGGGGUGAGAUAGCAGGUCCUCCAGAUACGCCAUAUGAAGGUGGCAGGUAUCAGCUUGAAAUAAAAAUUCCAGAAACCUAUCCUUUUAAUCCACCAAAGGUGCGCUUUAUCACCAAGAUCUGGCACCCUAACAUCAGUUCUGUGACCGGAGCAAUAUGUCUGGACAUUUUAAAAGAUCAGUGGGCAGCUGCCAUGACCCUGCGGACAGUGCUGUUGUCUCUACAGGCUCUCCUCGCUGCAGCAGAACCAGAUGAUCCACAAGAUGCAGUAGUAGCAAACCAGUUUAAGCAGAAUCCAGAAAUGUUCAAACAGACUGCAAGGCUGUGGUCUCACGUCUAUGCAGGUGCUCCUGUAUCCAGUCCUGACUACACACGCAAAAUAGACAAACUCUGUGCCAUGGGCUUUGAUAAGAAUGCAGUAAUAGCCGCCUUGUCUUCAAAAUCUUGGGAUGUGGAAACAGCAACAGAGCUGCUGCUUAGCAACUGAAACCCAGCCAGGUGUGAGGAACCCAAAACUCCCUGCAUUAAAACAUCAGCUCCUCCCAGCACCAUUCCACCAUUGCUUUCUGUUACAGACUACACCCUAUCCACCAUAGCGGUCUGAGCCACCUUUUUAUAACAAAUUUGCUUGCUACAACUUGACUCACGUAGCACCACAAUCGCCAAUAUGCACACCACCCUGUUGCCUGUUAUGAACUCAGCUAACUGUCAUCUGUCUGUUUCUGCCACUAACUCAAACUAUGAUCCAUAUCCGUUGUAUUAAGGCCCAAAAAACCUUGCAUCUCAUCUUCCAUGCCAUUUAAUGAUGUUCCUCUAAAACUUCUCUGUCUUCGAAAUGUAUGUUCUUUAAUGUUCCAGUAACUGCCAUUGCCUGGUGGAACUGCCAGGGUAAAAUGUAAAGGAAAUCCUGUAUACUGCUCUCACAGGUCAUUAUAGUUCACUCCUUCAUCAAGCAGAUGGCCCCUGUAAAGGCUGUCAUUUUUUUCUGGACAUCAAAUACUGUAAAGGUCUAGCUUGAUAAAAAUAAGUUGACUAACUAGUGUUCUGCAUGAGCAGUGUCAUGGAUUUAUCUUAGUUUAUCACCAAAAUCCCAAUCAUCUGCAGAGGUUGUGGAUGUGCAAGGUUUCUCUCUGUUUGUAGAACUAGUAAAGAUCAGAGGCGUCCUACACCGUCUGCUCACAAAGAAAAAAACUUAUCUGUAAAUAGUGGAUUGUAAAUUUGAAAAUAUGAUGGGAAUAUACUUUUUUUCUUACAUGGCAUUGUAAAACAAACUAUUUUAAAUAUAAAUUAUGCCUAGUUUACAAUUCUAUGGAAGAGAUACCUUUUUAUGCCUUUGUGAUCCAUGAAGAAACCCUCUGAAUGUCCUCUUGUGUUUCUUAAGUUGUUGUUUAGGGGGUGCACAGCCAAUACCCUGGCCCUAAUGGCAAAGGAGGUGACAGCCAGCUCAGGUCCAUCGGCCGAUACAUACCUUUUCUGGUAUAUCACAAUCCAACCUUUUUUUUUUUUUCCCUUGUCUUUUAUUGUCCUUGCAUGUUCUAUGCUGCCUUUUUUUUCUUUGGCCAAAAAUUUUGUGGUGAUGGGGUGUUCAGUUUAACAUCCCCUCUGUCUCGCAAAGACUCACAGAACUCUUCUGAUUUGCGGAAGGAGCCACCUGGAAAAUCUGCCAAUAAGCACACCCAAGUUUGGCGUGACAUACUGUAUGUAGGGAACCAAAGCCUUCUGUGUUAUUUGUUGCUGGAAAAAGUCUCUUCUGCUCUAAACAGAUUGAUAUGAGACACACCUCAAGAAUAAAAGAGUGACUCUGAAUGUCAUUGAGGAUUUGAGUUGGAAUGCUGUGGUUUGGAUUUUACUAAUUUCAGAGUCUCAACCAUAGGCAUGUUAUAUUAUUUUAAGAAUCUACUCCAUGUCUCCUGGUCUGAAUGUGUGUCAUUGGGACAGGGGGCUUUACACUUAUCAAUUUAAGCAGUAGUCAAUCAGAACUUUGGCCAUAUUUGCAGGUAUAUACCCUGUGUGUACUGAAACAUGCUUUAUUACAUAGCCAAAUAAAUUGCUCAUUGAGGUUGUUGUCUUUGAAUAAUAUCUUAUGAGUAGUUAAGAGAGGCUGGUACUCCUGUUGUUCUAUUUAGCAGAUCACAGACCUGCAGGGUUUUAAACAAUUUUGAUUUGAGGUACAUGGACUUUUAAGAAAUGCUUAUCAUGUAAAGUGGGAUGUUGACGCAUCCUCACAGUUCUUUUCCUUCAGCCUGCCCGACCUCAGUUAUUACCAACAUCGUGACAUGUAACAGUACUACAUGAAGUUUUUGUGCAGGGCCUGGACAACGGCUGACAGCGAACAGUUUCCAGUCAAAGCCAAAAAAUUCAUUGUGAGGAGGUGACACGUACUAUCUCCUUUACUUGUAAAUAAUCUGGUUCUUGAUGAAGAGCCCUCUCAUUAUCACUAGAGUGCACCAUUAAUGGCUGGAUCUAUAUUUUCUAAGAAAAAAAAGGACAACAAAGGAAAGAGGCCUCUCCUUCCCGUCUUCCUGAUGUUCUUACAAUGUACAAUAUUGCACGUUGAUGAAGCAUAAAAAGGGGGCUGUUGCAUCUCAGUUUCUCCAUUUGGAUCGAGACUUGUUUUCCUCUUUUGGUUUCUUCGGAAGCAAGCAUCAGCAGUAUAAAAGCAUGGUUAUUUAUUGUGACAGUGUCAUGUUUCUUUGAUUAAAAAAAUGGAAAAUUAA
This is a messenger RNA of Sphaeramia orbicularis (orbiculate cardinalfish), 3098 nucleotides long. RefSeq names its product ubiquitin-conjugating enzyme E2Kb (UBC1 homolog, yeast) (gene ube2kb). The coding region runs from base 266 to 868 and encodes 200 amino acids. Lineage: Eukaryota; Metazoa; Chordata; Actinopteri; Kurtiformes; Apogonidae. The transcript is spliced from 7 exons. The record is from RefSeq and is a predicted model, not a curated record. Gene Ontology annotation, molecular function: protein binding.